AUGUACAAGGUCGGCAACAUCUACUUCAUUGCGGCCACCGCCGUCGUGGGCGGUGGUCUCUUCGGUUUCGACAUUUCAUCCAUGAGCGCCAUUAUCUCUACCGACCCCUACCUUUGCAAGUUCAACACCCUCGGCUUUGACGAGGACGGCAAAUGCCGAGGCCCUUCAUCUGACGUGCAAGGAGGCAUCACGGCUGCUAUGCCCGGUGGCUCCUGGCUGGGUGCUCUUUUUUCUGGUUUCCUCUCGGACAGUCUUGGACGAAAGACCUCGAUCCAGAUUGGUUGCGCUAUCUGGGUAAUUGGCUCUAUCCUCAGCUGCGCCGCUGUCAACAUUCCCAUGUUGAUCGUCGGUCGUAUUGUCAACGGUUUCUGUGUCGGAAUCUGUUCUGCUCAGGUACCCGUCUACAUCUCCGAGAUCGCGCCACCAUCCAAGCGUGGUCGUGUCGUCUCGCUGCAACAAUGGGCCAUCACAUGGGGCAUCCUGAUUAUGUAUUUCAUCUGCUAUGGCUGUUCCUACAUCAAGGGCGACGCUUCUUUCCGGCUUCCCUGGGGCCUGCAGAUGAUUCCGGCUAUCCUCCUGGGCAUUGCGCUGUUCUUCCUGCCCGAGUCCCCACGUUGGCUUGCCAAGAAGGACCGCUGGGAGGAGACUCACGAGGUGUUGACGCUUGUGCAUGGCCACGGUGACCCCAACAGCCCCUUCGUGUCACGCGAGCUGGCGGAGAUCCGGGAGGUGGUCGAAUUCGAGCGUGCCAACAGUGACGUGAGUUACAUCGAGCUGUUCAAGCCCAAGAUGCUUAACCGGACAAUCAUUGGCCUGUUCAUGCAGAUCUGGUCACAACUCACUGGAAUGAACGUGAUGAUGUAUUACAUUACGUAUAUCUUCGCCAUGGCUGGCAUCGGAAACGGCAACCUGUUGUCGUCGGGAAUCAACUAUGUGAUCAACGUCUGCAUGACCAUCCCGGCGCUCAUCUGGCUCGACCACUGGGGCCGACGCAAGCCCCUGCUCAUCGGAGCUUUCUUCAUGUGCCUCUGGCUGUGUGUCAAUGCUGGUCUCUUUGCCGUGUACUCGCGGCCUGCGCGCCCAGGCGAGUUCCCAUCCGACGCCGAGUCAAUGGCCAUCUCAGGUCCAGCAGCCAAGGCCGUUAUCGCGAGCACGUACCUGUUCGUCGCGUCGUACGCUCCCACGUGGGGCCCUGUGUCGUGGACGUACCCUCCGGAGUUGUUCCCGCUCCGCCUGCGAGGUAAGGCCGUGGCUCUGACGACCAGCGGCAACUGGGCGUUCAACUUUGCGCUGGCGUACUUUGUGCCGCCUUCGUUCAAGAACAUCACAUGGAGGACAUAUGUGCUGUUCGCAGUGUUCUGUUUCGCCAUGUUCUGGCAUGUCUUCUUCUUCUUCCCCGAGACGGCCAACAAGGCGCUCGAGGAGGUCGACGACAUCUUUGAUGACACCAAGCCCGGUGCCAUCCGCUACAUCGGCACGCCGGCAUGGAAGACUCACAAUGUGCGCCACGAGACUGUCCUGAAGGAGAGGAAUGAGUUAGGAGACGAGGAGAAGAUCAGGUCAAUGGCAGUGCAUGACGACGAGGCGCAGAGAGAUGUUGUUGAGCACAAGGACUAG
Molecule: messenger RNA, 1617 nt
Organism: Diaporthe amygdali
Lineage: Eukaryota; Fungi; Ascomycota; Sordariomycetes; Diaporthales; Diaporthaceae
Product: high affinity glucose transporter
Exons: 3
Coding region: 1-1617 (538 amino acids)
Biological process (GO): transmembrane transport; carbohydrate transport
Cellular component (GO): membrane
Molecular function (GO): carbohydrate:proton symporter activity
Source: RefSeq, a predicted model, not a curated record